UUGAUCAGACUCGUUUCAGAUGUGUUUUUCGUCCAGUCGUUAAAUCUGAUCCUGAUUCUGAUGCAGACGUCUUGGAAAUGCAGAAAAACAAAUCAACCACAGGAGCUCAGGUGUCUGUGACCGGUCGGACCCAGAAAACCAUCCUGCCUCAGGUCAGGUACCAUCCGUCUAUCCACACUCCUGGAGAUGGAGCCCGACCCAAAACCACUACAACAACUGAAACCAGAAGCAGUCGGACACAAAGGACCAGACCUGGAGCUGAGCGCCCCACUCAGACUGGGUGCCAACAUGUGGACAACACCACCCAGGCUGAUCUGAUUCCUAUAGUGAGACCACGUCCUGAUGAUGGACGAAAUCCUUGUUCUCAGACCCCCGAUCAGAAACCCAAUAAAAAACUAGUUCCGAUGACUGCCACAGAUCCAGGUCCUUCCCAGAAACCAGAUCAGGUCUCCAACAGAGCCUGUCCCAGACUGGAGCAGGUUCCUCUGUGUCUGGGGGUCCAGAUGGACAGGGCUGUGGUGAAGGACGUGGAGGUUCUGACCCGCGGACAGAGGACCAACCAGGACUGGUUCUGUUGGAGGAGAAACCGGAUCACAGCCUCUGUGGCUCAUAGAGUCGCUCACUGCCGCUUCGUUCAUGGCAAGAGUAAAACCCCACCCACCUCCUACCUGACUGCUAUCACAGGUGAGGGCCGCAGAGUCCAGACCAGAGCAAUGAGCUGGGGGGUCAACAUGGAGGCUGAGGCCGUCAGCAGUUACCAGAGACUCAAGUCUUCGGCGUUAGGUCGGCCGGUCGCGGUUCAGGACUGCGGUCUGUUCAUCGACGCCCAGCGGCCGUGGUUGGCUGCAAGUCCGGAUGGAAUUGUAACAGACAGCCGGACUGGCCAAUGGCUGCUGUGCCUGGAGGUCAAGUGUCCCUACAAACACAGACAGAGACGAGUGGAGGACGCCUGCAGGGACGACCCUGGCUUCUGUCUGGAAAUACAGGACAAUGCUGGACAUGAGGCCGGAGGGGUACGACAUUUUUUAAUGUGUUUUGUCUCCUUCCUGUUGUUGAACUGAUUUAGUCCACUGCCUUUCUUGUCCUUG
Molecule: messenger RNA, 1088 nt
Organism: Paralichthys olivaceus (Japanese flounder)
Lineage: Eukaryota; Metazoa; Chordata; Actinopteri; Pleuronectiformes; Paralichthyidae
Source: RefSeq, a predicted model, not a curated record